Molecule: messenger RNA, 495 nt
Organism: Telopea speciosissima
Lineage: Eukaryota; Viridiplantae; Streptophyta; Magnoliopsida; Proteales; Proteaceae
Exons: 1
Coding region: 1-495 (164 amino acids)
Source: RefSeq, a predicted model, not a curated record
AUGACAGAUUGUAAAACUGUCUUUACACCAAUGUCUCCUUCUACACGGCUCACGAAAUUUGUUGGCACCCCUAUGGAUGAUCCCACUUUAUAUUGGAGUACAAUUGGCGCUCUCCAAUAUGCAACUUUGACGCGCCUAGAUAUUCAAUUUGCAAUAAACAAGGUCUGCCACUUUAUGCAUAGUUUGACCACCGAUCAUUGGUUAGUCGUUAAGCGCAUUCUACGGUAUCUAAAGGGCACUAUGUCUCAUGGCCUUCUUUUUCAUCGUCAUACAACUUUAAGUCUUUCAGCCUUUUCAAAUUUAGACUGGGCCAACUACCCUGAUGAUCACAAAUCAACUGGAGGUUUUGCGAUAUCUCUUGGUUGGAAUCUCAUAUCAUGGAGCUCGCAAAAACAAGCAACUGUCGCUCGGUCAAGUACAAAAACUGAAUAUCGAGCCAUUGCCAAUGUUGUGGCUGAACUAACAUUGGAUCCAAUCCUUGCUCAAAGAGCUUAA